Molecule: messenger RNA, 3452 nt
Organism: Balaenoptera acutorostrata (minke whale)
Lineage: Eukaryota; Metazoa; Chordata; Mammalia; Artiodactyla; Balaenopteridae
Gene: ELAC2
Product: elaC ribonuclease Z 2
Exons: 24
Coding region: 89-2641 (850 amino acids)
Biological process (GO): mitochondrial tRNA 3'-end processing
Cellular component (GO): mitochondrion
Molecular function (GO): 3'-tRNA processing endoribonuclease activity
Source: RefSeq, a predicted model, not a curated record
GCUGGGGCGCCACGCGGGCGUAGGGGCGGCGCGUGGGGCACGCGGACCGAGACCGCCGGUUGCGCCCAGGAGCUGGAGGAGGGGGCGCAUGUGGGCUCUCCGCUCGCUGCUGGGGCUGCGGUGCGCGGCCGGGCGCGCCAUGUCGCAGGGGCCGACUCGCCGGCCACGGCCGCCCAAGGACCCGCUGCGGCACCUGCGCACACGGGAGAAGCGCGGGCCGUCGUUGGGGCCCGGGGGCCCGAACACCGUGUACCUGCAGGUGGUGGCGGCCGGCGGCCGGGAUGCAGGCGCUGCGCUCUACGUCUUCUCCGAGUUCAACCGGUAUCUCUUCAACUGUGGGGAAGGCAUCCAGCGACUCAUGCAGGAGCACAAGCUGAAGGUGUCUCGUUUGGACAACAUAUUCCUGACCCGAAUGCACUGGUCUAAUGUUGGAGGGCUGUGUGGAAUGAUUCUUACCUUAAAGGAAACCGGGGUUCCAAAGUGUGUGCUGUCUGGACCUCCACAACUGGAAAAGUACCUGGAAGCUAUCAAAAUAUUUUCUGGUCCACUGAAAGGAAUAGACCUGGCCGUGCGACCCCACUCUGCGCCGGAAUACCAGGAUGAGACCAUGACGGUCUUCCAGAUCCCCAUCCACAGCGAACAGGUGAACGGGGAGCACCAGCCAGCGCGGAGUCCAGAGAGGCAGAGUCCAGAGCUGUCUCCAGACGCGGGACCAGCGGAAGGGGAGCAGCACCUGGCGGCCGGUGCUGGCCAGAAAAUGCACGGCAGGGACCCCUCCUUGGUCGUAGCUUUUGUCUGUAAGCUCCACAUGAAGAAGGGAAACUUCUUAGUACUCAAAGCGAAGGAGCUGGGCCUCCCAGUCGGAACAGCUGCCAUUGCGCCCAUCAUUGCUGCUGUCAAGGAUGGGAAAAGCAUCACAUUCGAAGGAAGAGAGAUUCUGCCUGAAGAGAUCUGCACCGCCCCAGACCCCAGGAUCGCUUUCGUCGUGGUAGAGUGUCCAGACGAAGGAUUCAUUCAGCCCCUCUGUGAGAAUGCCACCUUCAGGAGUUUCCAAGGAAGAGCCGAAGCCCCCGUGGCCCUGGUGGUCCACAUGACCCCGGAGCAUGUGCUCCUGGACAGCAGAUACCAGCAGUGGAUGGGGAGGUUCGGGCCCGACACCCAGCACCUGGUCCUGAACGAGCACUGUGAGUCGGUCCACAACCUCCGCAGCCACAAGAUCCAGACACAGCUCAGCCUCAUCCACCCCGGCAUCUUCCCCCCGCUCGCCAGCCUCCGCCCUCAGGAAGGAGGGCUUGCCCCCUGCGUGCCCCUGGUCCGCGGCCAGUGUCUCCUCAAGUACCAGCUCCGGCCCCGGCGCGAGUGGCAGAGGGAUGCCAUCGUAACUUGCGACCCUGAGGAAUUCAUUGCUGAGGCCCUGGAGCUGCCUAACUUCCAGGAGAGCGUGCAGGAGUACAGGAAGACUGUGCAGGACGGCCUGGCCCCGGCGGGUGAGCCAGACCAGGGCCCAGCCCCGGUGUCUCCUGGCCUCUGCCCUCCUGCAGCUGUUCGCACAGCACUGAGUGGAGGGUCCGCGUGGCCCCGUCGAGCCCCGGAGAAGAGAGGCCAGUAUCCAGAAGUGGUCUUCCUCGGAACGGGGUCCGCGAUCCCUAUGAAGAUCCGGAAUGUCAGCUCCACUCUCAUCAACAUCAGCUCCGACACGUCCCUGCUGCUGGAUUGCGGGGAGGGCACCUUCGGGCAGCUGUGCCGCCACUACGGAGACGAAGUAGACCGGCUCCUGGGCACCCUUGCCGCCGUGUUCGUGUCCCACCUGCACGCGGACCACCACACGGGCUUGUUGAACAUCCUGCUGCAGAGGGAGCGGGCUCUGGUGUCGCUGGGGAAGCCUUGCCACCCUCUGCUCGUGGUGGCCCCCACCCAGCUCCGGGCCUGGCUCCAGCAGUACCACACCCAGUGCCAGCCACUGCUGCACCACGUCAGUAUUAUUCCUGCCAAAUGCCUUCAGAAAGGAGCUGAGGUCUCCAACCCCAAAGUGGAAAGGUUGAUUAGUUUGCUGCUGGAAACCUGUGGCUUGGAGGAGUUUCAGACCUGCCUGGUCCGGCACUGCAAGCACGCCUUCGGCUGCGCGCUGGUGCACACGUCCGGCUGGAAGGUGGUCUAUUCGGGGGACACCAUGCCCUGCGAGGCGCUGGUCCAGAUGGGGAAGGACGCCACCCUCCUGAUCCACGAGGCCACCUUGGAAGAUGGUCUGGAAGAGGAAGCCGUGGAAAAGACACACAGCACCACCUCCCAGGCCAUCGGUGUGGGCAUGCGCAUGAACGCAGGGUUCGUCAUGCUGAACCACUUCAGCCAGCGCUACGCCAAGAUCCCGCUCUUUAGCCCUGACUUCAAUGAGAAAGUCGGCAUCGCCUUCGACCACAUGAAGGUCAGCCUGGGGGACCUCCCGACGGUGCCCAAGCUGAUGGCGCCACUGAAGGCCCUGUUCGCCGGGGACCUGGAGGAGAUGGAGGAGCGCAGGGAGCGGCGGGAGCUGCGGCAGGUGCGGGCGGCCCUGCUCGCCAGGGAGGAUGCGGAGCCCCUGCGGAAACGGGCCCCCGCCGAGCAGCCCCCCAGCCCGCAGAGCAAGAAGGUCAGGGCCCAGUAGCGACACGGGGCCUGCGCAGCCGCUGCGCGGUGGAGGAGGCUGACGUCGUCUCCGUGCACGCCGCGUCUUCAGUCUGUCAGGUGGAGUCGGGGCGCACCCCCCCCCCCCCGCUGCGGCCCAGCCGUCCCCUCUGUACCCAGAGGCAGCGGGGCCCCAGGAGCGCGUAGCUGUGGACGCAAAGCCUCCAGGAAAAGCGUCUCCAAGAACGGAACACAGUGAAGGUCGCGUUUGGAACCUGAGUGCUUUGUCCCUGUGCCGCUGCUGGGGACCCAGGGUGCCCGGAAACAGCAUGAUCGUGGCGGGGACCUGUUCCCAGGGAGCCACCACGCCUCAGCAGCCUGGUGUUUUGGCAGAAGUUGUGCAGACCCACAGCCGGGGUAGGCCAGGCCCGGCUACGCAGGGGCCCCGGGGAAACGCAAGCCUUCCCGUUGUUCCGGCGAAAGAGGAGCCCUGUUGCUUUCUUGCCCCGUGACAGCCACUCACCGCCCUACAGAGUGCUGAGAAAUACCGCGUCAGGUGGCUCCGGUGCCCGCCUUUUGAGGAUGAACAACACUGAGGUUAGUGUGUGUUUGAAAAGUGAAUUUUCAAAGAAAGAUGCCUCUAGUAUUUGCAUAUUCUUCCAGGAGACUAGAGAAGGAGCUUUAAAGUUUCAGGUGCUGGGAGACGCAGACCAAGGACUGGACUUGCCUUGCCGUGACCUCGGGGUCCCUCCUGAGGCAGCGCCUGGCAUCACCUCCCGUGGCCCCUUGAGCUUGUUAUUAAAACAAGAUAGGCCACACUCAGGGAUAAUAAAUCUAUUUUAAUAACAUUA